This is a messenger RNA of Ananas comosus (pineapple), 833 nucleotides long. Its product is annotated as peptide methionine sulfoxide reductase A2-1-like. NCBI's taxonomy places the organism in Eukaryota, Viridiplantae, Streptophyta, Magnoliopsida, Poales, Bromeliaceae. The record is from RefSeq and is a predicted model, not a curated record. Gene Ontology annotation, biological process: cellular response to oxidative stress. Gene Ontology annotation, molecular function: peptide-methionine (S)-S-oxide reductase activity. Gene Ontology annotation, cellular component: cytoplasm. The transcript has 3 exons. Bases 1 to 654 code for a protein of 217 amino acids.
AUGGACAAACUAUACAUUUGGAUGUGGCUCGGACUCUUCGUCCCCUUCCUCAGAGUGAGAGAGAGAAACCCUAAGAGAGAGAGAGAGAGAGAGAGAGAGAGAGAGGAGUUUAGGGCAUCAAUGGCGGAGGGGGAGGUGGGGACGGAGUUGGAGGAGGCGCAGUUCGCGGCGGGGUGCUUCUGGGGGGUGGAGCUCGCGUUCCAGAGGGUGGAGGGGGUGGUGAGAACGGAGGUGGGGUACUCGCAGGGCCACCUCCCCAAUCCCACCUAUGGCGACGUGUGCCGCGGCGACACCGGCCACGCCGAGGUCGUCCGCGUCGUCUACGACCCUAGGGUUUGCCCCUACCAAUCCCUCCUCCGCGUCUUCUGGGCUCGCCACAACCCCACCACCCUCAAUCGCCAGGGAAACGACGUCGGCACUCAGUAUCGGUCGGGGAUCUACUACUACACUGAGGAGCAAGCCAAGCUCGCUCGCGAGUCGAUGGAAGCGAAGCAGCAGGAGUUCAAAGAGAAGAUCAUGACGGAGAUUCUCCCAGCCAAGGAGUUCUACCGAGCCGAAGAAUACCACCAGCAGUACCUCGAGAAGGGCGGCGGAAGAGGAGACAAGCAAUCUGCAGAGAAAGGAUGCAAUGACCCCAUCAGAUGCUAUGGUUGAUUCACUAUUUUUGCAUCAGUAGUGGUUUUAAGUUAUGUUGUUUCUCUUAUGCAUUAUAUAUUAUGCAUAAUAUAUAUGUGGUUGAUUUGAUACUCCUAAAUCUCAGCAAAAUAAGCAUGUUAUUGUUGGUAAAAUUGCUAAAUAUUAUACAAAAUGGUUGUUUGUGAUGUUUGUGGGUA